This is a messenger RNA of Stegastes partitus (bicolor damselfish), 1903 nucleotides long. Its product is annotated as OX-2 membrane glycoprotein-like. The record is from RefSeq and is a predicted model, not a curated record. NCBI's taxonomy places the organism in Eukaryota, Metazoa, Chordata, Actinopteri, Pomacentridae. Gene Ontology annotation, molecular function: cell-cell adhesion mediator activity. Gene Ontology annotation, biological process: heterotypic cell-cell adhesion; negative regulation of neuroinflammatory response. The transcript has 6 exons. Gene Ontology annotation, cellular component: axon; neuronal cell body; cell surface. Bases 70 to 918 code for a protein of 282 amino acids.
UUGUGGGAUUUAAAUCCAGCUCAGAGGCAAAACUGAAAGUACACUCGUCAAGGCUGCACUGGAGGAACAAUGUUGUGGAUCCUGGUGGCUGUUUCUUUGCUCCAUGGAGCCUCAGGCUCACAGCUCAGAGGUUAUGGAAACACCACAGCUCUGUUUGGCGGGGACGCUCAUUACUGGUGUGCAGUGGAUAAUCCAACAGGUGUGCUGCAGGUCACCUGGCAGAGGCUGUACGCGGACGAGUCUAUCGAGAACUUGGCAACCUACAGCAAGCGCUUUGGACAGCAGGUAAACGAUCCGUACAAGAGGAAAGUGAUCUUCACAGAAGCGUCCCUCAGCUCCACAUCCAUCUCCCUGAAGGAGGUGUCGUGGGCGGAUGAGAGCUGCUACAUUUGCUCGUUUAACGUGUAUCCUGACGGGUCCAAAAGGAGACAGACCUGCCUCAAGGUGACGGGAAUAUCGCAUGUGAACACAAGCCACGCUGUCGGCAGCAGACUCGAGGAGAACCGCAGGGAGGUGGUGUUCAAGUGCUCCGCCAUAGGUAAACCAGCUCCAACCAUUACGUGGGACUUCUCGUCCGAUGCCGCCAUUGUCCACGACCAACCCACUGACGUAGUACCCAACGGUGACCAUACGUUCACCAGCAGCAGCAACAUCACAGUGACGGUCCCUAAAGACUGGAGAGGACAUGCGGACUGUGUGCUGAACGAUGGGAAGGAGGGCCGGAGGCAGGAGAGGAUCCAUCUGUCGUUAGAGGAAGAGAAAGAUGAACAAUUGUCUCAGUCAGCGGUGGCUCUGAUCGUCACUGCUGCAGUCUUCAUUUCCUGCAUCGCUGUCGCAGCUGUAGUGAUGCGAAAAAAGUCGAAGAACAAACACAAAAAAGUAACUGAGGAACAAAUUUUCGAACCAACAAGCGUAUGAGUUUCUAUUUCAUCACUGUGAGCUUGAAAGCAUUACUGAAAACUUGCAUUUUGUUGCAUCCGAUAAGCGAACUAAGCUAAAAGCUGCUAUCCAAGAUCCAUUUUCCGCAGGUAGUUUAUAAAGAGCUGUCGUGUGUUCUGAGAACUAUCUGUCCUUUCACAUUUCUUACAAGCUGCAGCACUUUAACCGUAUGGAGCUAAAAGUAAAAAAUGCUUGUUAAGGCUUUGUUGAAUGUGAAGAUCCAGGAGCCAGCGUCUGGGAAGCUACAGGUGAAACCACUGCAUUGGAUGGUUUACAAAAAGUCUAUAUGAUAUCAAUUCUAUAUAUAUAUUAACAGUGUUGAUGUCAUUUUAAAGCAGUUGACUUUAUAGUGGCUGCAGCACAGUGCAAUAGCAGCAGUCUGCUUCGAACAAAUUUAACGGAUUACCAACACAGCAAAGUGAGUGUAACUGCAAAUAAAAGUGAAAGAGACACUAAUGUCACUGACUGUGCUGCCAUCUAGUGUCUUCAUGGGAGAAAUGUAGAGCUACCUCAUACCUCGGCCACAAACAUAGAUUUUGUUUUUCCUGCAAAUUCUAACUAUUCCUCCAACAAUGUGAUUGAUUGAAUUGAUAAUAUAUCAAAUAGUAAUAUAUCUUCUGCGUGUUAUUUGAUGUGUUGGUAAUUUUGCACAUGCAGUUUUGCACUUUAUGUGUGUUUGGGACAUUUUCAUUGCUUGCACACAACAUAUUCAGUGAACAUCUGCACAUAGCAUGAAAUAGGAAUAGGUUGUGACUGUGGUGGAGCGAGGACCAUGAAACUGUGGCGUGCGGUACUUCUGUUGAGGUUCUGCACAAUUUCUGUGAAGUCGAAAUGAAUCUCUGUGUUGCUGUAUUUCAGAUAAUUUAUUUCCAUCUAUUUAUUGCUGUUCAAUGUGUUUUAAUGUCGUGAGUUAUUUUAUUUGUUUGACACAUAUUUGAAGUUUUACUAAAUUAUCUUGAAACAU